AUGUCUCUCCGUUUUCUCCACGAGCUGAACAACGCAAGUACCACUCCACAGCCAGGCAGUAGAUGGCGACCGGAAGAAGACGAGAAACUUGUAAGGCUUCUGGCUUGGGGCAGUACCUGGGCAGCAAUCAGCAAUGCGCUCCCGGGGCGAAGUCAAACGAGCUGCAUGAUGCACUAUCGCCAAACCUUGGCUCAUCGAAUGCGGCUCGGCUUAAAUCCGGUUGUUCAAACAUAUGCCCGACACCGAGCGCGAAUCUGGGAAGACAUCGGCAAGGAAUUAUCGGUCUCGGCGGAUGAAGCAGAGACCAUGUUUCUGUACCUAUGCCGGGAAAGCCCGACCAUGUUGCAGAAAAACGGAACACUGCCUCCUAUAGCUAGUCAAACGAAUGAGGAAGUAGCUUAUCGCUUAGCUCGGAACACGCCUCAGAUCAAAAAAGAACCCUUAGUAAUGGAAGACCCAGGGGAGGAAAUGCUUUGGGAGAUGCAGGACCAGUACGUUAUUUGGACUAGUACGGCUUGUAUCAAGGACUGGUACGAUAUUCGAACCAUUACGACCACAGGCCCAGUACUAGUACGGCUUGGACCAGUACAGGCUCGGAUCAGUCCAAGUUUCGUACCAGUACGGGUUCCAAUCACGGACUGGUACGGUAUUCGAACUAGUACGGACUGGGACCCCGUACCAGUACCAUCUGCGACCGGUACGGUUGUGGACUCCGUUCCAGUACGACCCGGGACCAGUACAGCGUGGAGCCCGUACCAGUACCAUCUUGGACCAGUGCGGUCUAGGACCAGUACGGGUUACGGUUGUCGGCUCCGUACCAGUACGAUCCCAGAUCAGUACGACCUUGGAACAGCACGGAUUAGGACCACGUACUGGUGCGAACCCAGACCAGUACGACUCGAGACUAGUACAGCCUUGGAUGGCGGACCAGUACGUGCCCAACCCACCGACUGGUACGAUACCCGUACCAGUACGGCACUAGACCAGUACAGCUAUGGACCCCGUACUAGUACGUCCUCAGACUGGUACGUGCUCGCAGUACGGACUAGUACAAGAUUUGGACCAGUACAGUCAUCUGCGCCGUGCCAGGCUCGGAUCGCCUAUAGAUUAGCACCCCGUACUAGCACAGCUUCGCACUACGUACUAGUACGAGAUUUGGGCCAGUACGACCUUGGACUGGUACAGGAGACAGGAGACCGGCCCCUUACGGGAUCCGCCAAUGCCUUUUCAGAACGAGCUUGA
Molecule: messenger RNA, 1242 nt
Organism: Xylaria bambusicola
Lineage: Eukaryota; Fungi; Ascomycota; Sordariomycetes; Xylariales; Xylariaceae
Exons: 4
Coding region: 1-1242 (413 amino acids)
Source: RefSeq, a predicted model, not a curated record